This is a messenger RNA of Acanthisitta chloris (rifleman), 2426 nucleotides long. It is a transcript of the gene TBC1D30, whose product is annotated as TBC1 domain family, member 30. The record is from RefSeq and is a predicted model, not a curated record. Lineage: Eukaryota; Metazoa; Chordata; Aves; Passeriformes; Acanthisittidae. Gene Ontology annotation, cellular component: endoplasmic reticulum. The annotation marks the transcript as partial. The transcript is spliced from 12 exons.
GGGUUGAUACAAAAUUGAAAUUCACUCUUGAACCAUCUCUAGGGCAAAAUGGUUUUCAGCAGUGGCAUGAUGCACUCAAAGCAGUGGCCAGACUGCCGACAGGAAUCCCAAAGGAAUGGCGGAGAAGGGUUUGGCUGACCCUAGCUGAUCAGUACUUACACAGCAUAGCCAUUGACUGGGACAAAACCAUGCGUUUCACAUUCAACGAAAGGAGUAAUCCUGAUGAUGACUCUAUGGGCAUCCAGAUAGUAAAGGACCUUCACCGAACUGGUUGCAGUUCUUACUGUGGCCAGGAGGCAGAGCAAGAUCGAGUGGUACUAAAACGUGUUUUGCUGGCUUAUGCCAGGUGGAAUAAAUCUGUUGGCUAUUGUCAAGGAUUUAACAUACUAGCUGCACUUAUUCUGGAGGUAAUGGAGGGCAAUGAAGGAGAUGCCCUAAAAGUCAUGAUUUACCUAAUUGAUAAGGUGCUUCCUGAUAGCUAUUUUGUCAAUAAUCUCCGUGCUCUCUCUGUGGAUAUGGCUGUUUUCCGGGAUCUUUUACAAAUGAAGCUUCCUGAACUGUCCCAGCACUUAGACACCCUGCAAAAAACUGCUAACAGAGAAAGUGGAGGAGGCUACGAACCGCCACUUACAAAUGUCUUCACAAUGCAAUGGUUUCUGACGCUCUUUGCCACUUGCCUGCCUAACCAUACAGUUCUGAAGAUCUGGGAUUCAGUAUUCUUUGAAGGCUCUGAAAUUAUACUGAGAGUAGCUUUGGCUAUCUGGGCAAAGUUAGGAGAGCAAAUAGAGUGUUGUGAAACUGCAGAUGAGUUUUACAGUACCAUGGGCAAGCUGACCCAGGAGAUGCUCCAAGACAGUCUGAUUGACAGCAAUGAACUUAUGCAGACUGUUUAUACCAUGGCUCAGUUUCCCUUCCCACAACUGGCAGAAUUAAGGGAGAAAUACACAUACAACAUCACUCCUUUCCCUGCAGCAGUGAAAUCAACUUCAUUUUCAGGAAAACUAGGCAGAAACAGAGACAGCGAUGAAGAGAAUGACUUAGAUGAUGAAGACUCAAUUGCCAAUGCAAUUGGCUGUCUUGGACCAUUAAGUGGGUUUUUGGCACCAGAGUUCCAAAAAUACCAAAAGCAGAUGAAAGAAGAUCAGAAUGAAGAACAAAGCCUGGGUUCCAGUAACAUCGCAGAGUUAAGCCCAGGAGCAAUAGACUCUUGCCGAAGCGACUAUCAUGCUGCUUUUAACAGCAUGAUGACGGAGCGCAUGACCACUGAUAUCAAUGCACUGAAGCAGCAAUAUUCCAGGAUAAAGAAGAAGCAGCAACAGCAGGUUCACCACGUGUUUAUCAGAGCAGGACCUGAAGAUGAUGACCCUGGGAUUUUUUUAGGUCCCAGGGACCAGCUGAACAAUGAUAAGGGGCCAGUUACCAGUCUCCUCCCUUCUCAGGUAAACCAUUCCCCGGUGAUAAACCACCUCCUUUUAGGAAAGAAAAUGAAGUUGAGUAACAGGUCUCUCAAAAAUGCUGUUAUCCACAUCCCAAGUCAUUCUACAGGGAAGAUGUCUCCCAUUCCCCAAGAAGAUCUUAAAACAAAACUGAACUCUCCGUGGCGUACUCACAUACGAGUACAUCGGAAGAAUAUUGCUAGGGCCAAAGGCCAGCUAGGCUAUGGGGAUACCAUAGGACUAAUAGAUGAGCAGAGUGAGAGCUGUAAAACAAAUAGUCCUGGUGCAAAGGAGACUUCCAAACAUUCUGACUUUGGAGAAAGAGAAGGAGGUGGUUUGGAUGACAGGACUACUCGGAAAGCUGACCAGCAGUCAUCUGAGCCAGUCUCUACGGACAGCAGUACAAACAUGUCAGUGGUUCAGCUAAAACUGGAAGCACUGGAACUCACCUCAGAUAGCAAAACAAUUACUGAGUCAACAUCCCAUCAGCCCAGCCAGCCAUGUUUAUCAGAGUCCUCCACUUCAUCUGGAGACAAGGGAAACCUGUCUAAAUCUCCCCAGCCUGGGAACCCAAAGCCACAAGUCUUCAAUCCUUUUCCCAGUGUCAAGCCUCUUCGAAAGUCAGCAACAGCCAGGAAUUUAGGGCUGUAUGGCCCCACUGAGAGAACACCAGCUGUACACUUCCCACAAAUGAGCAGAAGUUUCAGUAAGUCUGCCAGUGGCAACAGUGGGACCAGGAAACGGUGAUGUACUACCUAUUUCUGACAGCAACAAAAAAUUUGAAUUGCCUUUUUUUUUUUAAUGUGUGCAUGUGUAUGUGUCCCAAAGCAUUUCUAAUCUUUAAUAGGGACAGAAGUGAUUACCAGAUGUAUAAAUAUUUGUCUUUGUGCUUCUGUGUUGUUAUGGGAUAGAUUAGUGAAGAUGCUCCCUGGUACCUUAUUGUCGAUACUGAUGGCCCUGUGUAAAAUAAAUAUUAAUUUGCUGUGCAAA